AUGGCUCCCUAUACUAUGACCAUCGAGCUCAAGAACGAAACCGAUCACUACAUCGCCUUCGUCGCACCCUCCACCUAUUCUACUCUUGGCGGUACAACCACAGUACAAACUGAAGGCGAUGUCCAGACUGUCAAGAUUUCCAAGUCCGGAGGCACAGCUGGGCUUUUUACAGCCCUUUCUUUCGUAGCUGUGAAUGGUCCCGACUCCUCUAAAAACGUUCAGUUUACUGUCUGGGCAACAAUGCCCGCAUCUAAUGGCAGCGUUGUUAGCGUCCAUCUUAUUGAUGCGACGACGAUCAUCAACGGCGAUUUGAACCAGUUGAGAACUGAUGAAUGGGCCGAUAAAAUCUACCAAAACGAAAGUUGGUUUCAACCACACAUCCAGCGGUCGGGAUUCAAUAUCAGCCUACAGAAGGUUAGCACAGAGUACCCCGAUUCUACCUUCAAGUUGAGGAUUCAGCGCUCCUAG
Messenger RNA from Colletotrichum truncatum, 468 nucleotides. Lineage: Eukaryota; Fungi; Ascomycota; Sordariomycetes; Glomerellales; Glomerellaceae. The record is from RefSeq and is a predicted model, not a curated record.